CUAUAGCUGAACCGCCGCGUUGUUCUUUAGCAACAUGAGCCCGUUAGCUGUGUACUUAACUCAUCCCUCUCGCCAAUCGCCGUGGACGUGAUGCAAGGGUUAAAUUGCUGAUUUAAUUGGGCUGUUGUAACAAGCUUUUCAAGAGGUUAUAAUACCGGAUUUGAUUGAUUUUAAGUUUGAAAAUAAAAAUUCAAACUACAUUCAUUGCUACAUUGAAGUAAGUUGACGUUUUCUAAGUAGACUUUUUUUUUUAAGUUGACGUUUUCUAAGUUGCGUUUUCUAAGUUGACGUUUUCUAAUUUAAUCAAGUUAACAGUGUAGGUCUGCGAGUUUGAGCUCAAAGUUGCCUGGGUAUUAUUUAUUUUUAUUCAACAUUCUGGAUGUCAUGGUGCUUUGAUUGACUUCACAACAUCCCUGCAAACGGCAAGUUGACUUAUCAUCGACGAUUUAAAAACUUUGGACAAUUCAUUUUCCAGAAAUUAAUUUUACCGCUGAACUUGCAAGUGGGCACGUGACAGAGCUUCGGAGGAGCGUGUUUUAUUCACGUGUCAUGUUUGCGUUGACAAGGGAGUGUACGAUGUUUGUGUGUGUGUGCAAGUGUAUGUCGAUUUUUAAUAAACAGGAGAGGAAAAUAUUUUUUUUUAUGUUGAGUGAGGGUGAAAAUAAUAUGUUACUAUAGCGGACAUUCAACUCUGACCAAAGAAUGCGACUGGGGUCGUAUAAAUAUAACAGUAUAAAAGUAAACGACUGAAGUUAAGGCGUCAGGCAAUUAAUUAUCUGUUGUUGUUGUUGUUGCGUGUUUGUUUGGUCUAUUUGAUUCAAUCUAUUUCAUGCAAAGUCAAAAAAGUGAUUAUAAUCCUGAAGAACCAAACAUAUAUUUAUUUCGUAGUUUGUGAAAAUGAUCAAUUUAUUGCUCUGAAAACCAUCGUAUUUGAUGUGUUGGCUCCUGAGACAGACGAAAUUUCGGCUUCGGUUCAGUGCCGAAAGUUGCCAUUCAAUCACUUUCGGCGUAUUUUCAGUUUCAGGCGAAACAGAAAAGUUAACUUUCAGUUUUAUUGCGGUUUCGGUCGAAAGUGAUUUGAGACUUUCGGCGAUCUGUCAUAUGAAUCCCCAGUGCGUAGGCUACAUAAUAUAUGGACUACCCCUUAAUUUAGCAGGGUGGGGAGAAGUGUGUGAACAUAUGUUGUUGUUGUUGUUCUUUUGCGUACGUCAUGCAUCACUCUAGCAUUCAAAUUUGGCUACACUGACGGGCGUGUACAUUGACGGGCGUGUACAAUGACGGGCGUGUACAUUGCAUGGCGUGUACUUUGACAGGCAUGUACAUUGACGGGCGUGUACAUUGACGGACGUGUACAUUGACGGGCGUGUACAUUGACGGCCGUGUACAUUGCAGGGAUGAAUUUAAUUUUAAUGCCAUCAUAAAUUUUGAAUUGGAGCUCAUUUUAUUUGAAUUUUUUUUUUUAAUGCAUUCUCAACUGCUCCGCGUAGUAGCGUUAUAUUUUGAAAUAUUGUAUGAGAUUUAAUAUGCGGCAUUUGAAAACUAUUUUAAGAAGUCAAAAAGCAGUUGUACAAUUUUAAUGCCCCAAUUUUGUUCCACCACUGCUGUUCCCAUUCCCACAAUACAGCUUUUAAUACAAGAUAUUUAAGCAAAACAUACCAAUAAAACAUCCAUAAUUGCAUAGGCUGAGCUUUCCAUCUAUACUAGGGUGACCAAGCGUCCCGUAAAAACGGGAUUGUCUCGUUUUUUCACGAGCGUACCCGGUGUCCCGAAAAAGUCUCUCGGGACGCUUAACUGCCCCGGUUCUAAAACCAAACACAUUUUUUAAAUCACAUGGCUGCACUGUUCCCCCUCCACCACUCUGCCGACGCUGCAAAAAUUAUAGUUUUCGUUUAUGAUAUGCCUCGGAGUUUAAAUCAAAUUACAAAAGUGAAGGUAAAUUUUUAAAGAAUUCUAGGUCUCUAAAUAGUUAAAAUGAGAAUAUUUCAAUAAACAGUUUCCGGCGGAGGCCCCCCGGACCCCUCUUUAGCUGGAGUGUACCCCCUCCCCCAAACCCUCCUUGAGUGUGUCCCGUUUUUCUCAGUUCAUGAUUUGGUCACCCUAAUCUAUACCAAAUGUGUCUAGGUAGCGUUGUAAUAAUAUUGCAUGAAUCCCCCCCCCCACACCUUUUUUCCAAGUCAAAUUUUUCUCUUAUCAUACAACUUUAAAAUUCAUUUUAACAAAUUUAAAUUACUUUUUAAUUCCAAUGGUAAUAGCCAAAGUAUUCGUUAGAUGCUUAUCUAUUAAAACUCAAAAUGAUCUCAUUUUUUUUAACAACAAUAGUGAACAUUUUGAUUCUUUCCCCAUCAUGUUUCGAUGUAUGAAGAACAUUAGGCGCAAUCGAAUUUCAAAACAUCUAAUUAUUUCGGCUUCGGUUUGGACCACAAGUCUCAGUAGGCCUUUGGUUUUGGCUUCGAUUUCGACCCGAAAGUCUCGUUAAGCUUUUUGUUUCAGCUUUGGUUUCAGCCGAAAGUCAUUUUUAAAUAACUUUCGGUCUAACUUCGGUUUCGGCUGAAAUCAGAAAAUCAGUUUCGGUUGGCUUUCUGUAUUUAUUUCUCUGAAAAACCAUGUAGUAGAUGAUUAGAUGUGUUGGCUCUUCUGCGCACGAGUUACUUGUUAUAAAAUACUGAACCAUUCCUUAUUGACUGAAUCCCUUAAUAUUGACUGAACCAUUCCUUAUUGACUGAAUCCUUUAAUAUUGACUGAACUCCUCAAAAUUGACUGAACCAUCCUUAUUGAUUGAACCCCUCAAUAAUGUCUUAACGAUUCCUUAUUGACUGAAACCUUCCAUAUGGACUGAACCCUUCCUUAUUGACUGAACCCUCUUCGAAAUGACUGAACUCUCCCCCCCCCACCCACCCUAAUUGAAAAAUGACUUAACCACUAGGAUAUAAAAAAACACGCUUUUCAAAGAAAAUACUUAAAGUUUUUAUAUACAUGUCCCUCAACACGUCAGAGUUGUUACAGUCACAAGCGUUCAAAAGGCGUGACCAUUCAUAUUCCUCUAAUGAUAGAAGCUCUACGUACCGUGCUACCCAGCAGGGACCUCAUCGUUUGCUCUACCUUAAUACUUAAUACUUAAGGUAAAUGCACUUCACUCAAAGUGCCAUCAAGUUAUACCAGGAGUGUGAGCUGUAUACCAGGAGUGUGAGCUGUAUACCAGGACUGGGAGCUGUAUACCAGGAGUGGGAGCUGUAUACCAGGACUGGGAGCUGUAUACCAGGAGUGGGAGCUGUAUACCAGGAGUGGGAGCUGUAUACCAGGAGUGGGAGCUGUAUACCAGGAGUGGGAGCUGUAUACCAGGACUGGGAGCUGUAUACCAGGAUUGGGAGCUGUAUACCAGGACUGGGAGCUGUAUACCAGGAGUGGGAGCUGUAUACCAGGAGUGGGAAAUGUAUACCAGGAGUGGGAGCUGUAUACAGGACUGGGAGCUGUAUACCAGGACUGGGAGCUGUAUACCAGGAGUGGGAGCUGUAUACCUGGAGUGGGAGCUGUAUACCAGAAGUGGAAGCUGUAUACCAGGAGUGGGAGCUGUAUACCAGGAGUGGGAGCUGUAUACCAGGAGUUGAGUUGUAUUACAGGUGUCGGGGCUGUAUACCAGGAGUCGGGGCUGUGUACCAGGAGUCGGAGAUGGUAGCCGGAGUUGUAUACCAGGUGUCGUUUCUUUGUACCAGGAAUGUGAGCUGUAUGCCAGGAGUCGGAGCUGUAUAACUCGUUUCGCCAUUUCAUUCAUUUACUAAGUUUGAAAGCAGUCCUUUCAUUUAUAUUUUCUAGCUGUAUACCAGGAGUGGGAGCUGUACACCAUGAGUCGGAGCUGUACACCAUGAGUCGCAGCUGUAUACCAGGCGUUGGAGAUUUAUUUCAGGAGUGGGAACUGUAUACCAGCAGUUCGGUCUUAAUCACCCCACCCUCUGCACCCCCCCCCCCGCCAUUGACACAUUAUGAUUCACCCCAUGCAUGCAUUCAUGUCCUGACCGGUAUGUGCUCGCUCGACAAAGGUGGUGUGUCCUCUGUGUGUGCCUGUACCUGUGGAGCUGUACACCACGAGUCGCAGCUGUAUAACCGGCGUUGGACAUUUAUUACAGGAGUGGGAACUGUAUACCAGCAGUUCGGUCUUAAUCCCCCCACCCUCUGCCCCCCCCCCCCCGCCAUUGACACAUUAUGAUUCACCCCAUGCAUGCAUUCAUGUCCUGACCGGUAUGUGCUCGCUCGACAAAGGUGGUGUGUCCUCUGUGUGUGCCUGUACCUGGAUUUUAUGAUCUAGAAUCUAGUUUCUAGAUUCUAGAGAAAUAUUGACACGGGAACUUAUUCACUCUGACUUCAGAUCUACUAAAAAUAAUAUAAGCACUUAAUAUAAUAAUCAAAAAUCAUGUGUGGGUUUCCUUUUACAUAAGUGAGUGUUAAUCCCCCCCACACCAUCCCCCUCUUGUUUCUUGUUGUAUUUUUAUACAUUCUAUUUAACUUAGGGUGACCAAAAGUCCCGUAAAAACGGAAUUGUCCCGUUUUUUCACGAUCGUACCCAUUUUCUCGAAAAAGUCUCUCGGGACUUCUAAAUGUCCCGUUUUUUGUUUUUUUUAACCAAACAUAUUUUCUAAUCACUAAAACGUCCUAAUUUAUAACAUAACUUCAAAUAAUAUUUUAGCUAGCUGUGUAGCCAGUGCCAGUAGUGAUGUGGGCUCGCGUGAUGGCUGCUCCGUUCCCUCUCCACCACAGUGUCUCUGUCAUAGAUCUUAUAUUAAAUAUAUAGCGAAAGACACGAGACUUGGAGCCACAGGGGGUUGGGGGGGGGGGGAGGAUGUAACUGUGCAGAAAACAAUUUUGAUCCCACGACCGCUACGUGUAAUGUGUUGGUCUUAUGUAUGAUCCUACCGGCCUGUUCGUGUCAGAGUGACAGAUGUUUGUUUUGGGUGUUGAACUUUUAUUAUUUAAUUUUAUAUUAUCUUCUCAUGUAAACAAUAAUUAUACCCACGCGUCAGUGUAAGUUUAUGGAUGAGUAUUCCAAAGAGUGGAACUAUAUUUAAAAAAGACGCUAUGAAAGUGAAGUCGAGUGCACAGUUUGCAUAAUGUUUUUAGUAUUGGUCAUGGUGGACGUUCAGACAUAAAACAACACAUCACAUCAGUGAAACAUAGGAAAAGACUGAGUGCCCAAGUAGAUUUCUAGGUUAGAUUUCAUAGUUAAAUGAGCAUAUUUCAAUAAACAGUUCCGGCCGAGGCCCCCGGACCCCUCUUUAAGUGGAGGGUAUUACCCCCUCCCCCCCCCCCCAAAAAAAAACCCCAAAAAAACAAACAAACAAUGGUUAGAUUUCAUAGUUAAAUGAGCAUAUUUCAAUAAACAGUUCCGGCCGAGGCCCCCGGACCCCUCUUUAAGUGGAGGGUAUUCCCCCCUCCCCCCCCCAAAAAAAAACACCAAAAAAACCAAAAAAAAAACAACAACAAAAAACAAACAAACAAACCAGCAACAAAACAACCGUCCUUGAAAGCGUCCCGUUUUUUCCAAAGCAUGAUUUGGUCACCCUAAUUUAACUUGCCAUUUUGGGUCAAAUCUUGAAACUCAAUUUUGACCCACUUUCCGACGUCCUAAUGAGCUGAAAUGUUGUUCACUUAACAACCCCAAAUGACAAUACAACACUUCAUAAUCGAGUAGGUCACUAGAUACCGUCACUGACCCCUGAGUAACCUAGGCGGGUCAAAUAUUGCAUCUCAAUUUUGACCGACUUCCCGACCUCUAUUUGAGCUGCAACAACUCUGAAGCUUUUUUGUUAUAUUUUUUUCGGGGGCGGGAGGGGGGUGUUGAUUACUUUGGCCUUGGGUUGUUUCCCUUAGAAAGUAUCUUGUCUUAAAACGUUCCAAAUAGCUAUUCAAAAAUCAUGUUCACAUUCAGGCAUAGGCCUAUGUCGAUUUCCAUUAGUAUCAGCACGGGUCUUAUUUUGUCGUUAGGAUUUCCCAACCGCUUUUUUAAAAAAAAUUGUUAUUAUUAUUUUUUUUGUUUGUUUUGUUUACAUGGCUGGGUUGUUUGCCCUGCGCACAACCGUCUAUGGGAACUGCCCCUUACAGCUCUCUAGGUAGCUGCCUAAAUUUUCGGGUAAGGUUCCCUGGCUUUGGUGAACCCUUCCCCUUCUUUCAAGUCAGUGGGUUCUGAUUUUGUCAGCACCUAGUAUUUUAUUUCCCCAGUUUCUGAACUUUUCCCCACAUUUGCUAAAACAUAAAAUACAUUUUAUGUCUGUGUUUUGUGGGGGAUCGUUGGUGGGUUCCUAAACUUUUUUUUCACGGACUUCACGACUUGACCCUAGGCCCCUUGCAGUAAACUUUCCGUGAAUUUCACCACAGUCUCGAGUACAACAUCGUGAUUUUUAUACCCUUUUUUUUUCCAGUAGGAAAGUUUACUACUGCCACACCGGAAAUUGAUUUAAAGCUGGAGAGGUCUGAAUUUCACGGAAGUUCUACCGCUAAAGGUUGUGUAUAAAAUUAAAUCUUAAGAUUAAUGUAAUUAAGGUAACCACUACAGCUACACUAAAUCCAGGCAUAAAAAACUAUUUAAUAAAAGCCUAAGAGGUAGUCGUUGCAUUUCCAUUUAUUAGCCUACUACUCUUGACUGUCAAUAAUUUUCAAAGUCAAAAUGCAGAAAAUUUGAAGUCCUGACGCUGCCUAAAUAAAACUCUGAAACAUUUUUGGCUGAUUCUUAAUUUUCACCCCAUGACGUGAUCUCAGUGUCCACUGUCACUGUGAUCUGACACCAGUGCAUGAGUUAUUACUCAAACUUCAAUUUAAAACACCUGAAAUGGUCAGAGAGUAGAAUUGUCCUAAUAAACGUGUAGUGUGAGAAUUUUUUAAUUUUUAAAAAUGUUUUUUGAAAUUCAGUUACUUUGACUUUAGGUCAGGUUCAUGAGUAAAAAACAUGGAAAAAAUGAGAACUCAGUUGACAACUGCCAAGGUCAAGCCUCAUUUAACGCAUUAUAUAUCAUAUACCACUGAUUUACUGACUGAUUUUUGAAACACAAAUUAUAUUAACCGGCACUUAUGUUAAUUACAGAUGGCAGAAUUUAAUCCUGGAACUUCCAGUGGAAGGGCACGUGGUCGUGGUCCCAUUAUGAAGAAGCCUCCUGAAGAGUCUGUACGACCUGGCCAGGCUCCUUCACAAACAGAUAGCCAAAGAGUAUUGGUAAGUUCUCAUUAUGUAUAGAGUUGGUUUUCAUAAAAAUCUUAACUCUAUACUCCUUGCAUUUUUCAAUUUUUUCUUGAGAUUUCUAGUGACCUUACAAUGAACAAAAGUUAAUAACUUUUAGAAUCCAUGUCUUAAGUUCAUGAUGUUGAUAUCAAUUUGUGGAGAAAUGCACGAUGUUUCUAUAGAUGUUUGUUUCUAAACAUAUAAUUUCAGCAAUAACUUUUGAAAAAAGUAAUGCAUAAUAAUUGGUAAAUGAAAAUGUGUAAUAAAUUUUUAGCUGAUCAGAUGCAAUGAAGGAAAAAAAAAACUACCUGGAAUUAUUUAGAUCUAAUAAAAUAUCUUUAUUCAGAAAGAAAAUUCAUUUUUGUAUGUCAUAAUUUAGAACAUUUUGUUAUUGUUAUGAGCAUAUGACCAAAUAUAAAAUAUUUUGUAAAAUGUGUAAGAAAAUGGGAAAUUUAAAAAAAAAAAAAAGUUCACAGACCUGUUUACUCUUACGAUUUUGGCGUACAAUGUACGAUUUUGUGGCGUAUACAUUAUAUAUGCUGUAUGUUUAUUUUUUACUAUUAAGAUAAUGUAUUAAACGAUUUUGUCAUGAUAUUGUACGACUUUAAGAGUUUGAGGGUAAACAGGUUUGAGUUCACCAACCCUCUUCUAAGUAUUUACAAAAAUUACAGGUUAUUGUUAUUUUAACAUUUUAAAAUUAUUUCCACAUUUCAAAACAUAUCAGUAGACAAUUGAAACUUCAUGGUAUUCAGUUUCUUGUUUUUUUUUAGAACAAAGGUGUCACAUGUACACAUUUUGAUUUUGGAUUUCUUAAUACUUUUGUUGUUGCUUUCCUAAUUUAUAGCACACUGUAUAAUUUCAACAAUAAGAGGUUCAAACAAAAAUAGUGCAUAAUUUUGUUAAAUUUGUGCAGUCAGGAAUUAUUGGAUGUAUUCUAUAUUGUAUUUUGUGUUCUUUACAUUUGGGGCCCUUGGAAAUUAUCAGUUUUAGUAAAUCACCUAAUGCUUAAAAGAUUUCCACUGUGAGGUCAGAGAGUUAAAUAAUAGAUAGGUUUUUUUCAUCAAUAUCCAGAUAUUCUUUUCAACUAUCCUAAAGGAGUUAUAGCUGGCAAUAUCAAUAAAAUUAAAAAAGGGCCUGUCCAGUGCUGAUCUCAUUAUUUAGUGUGAUAUAUAUUUAUCAACUGGUAUACAGCACACAGGAAUGAAUUGUAUGAUUUCAAAAUCUGAUUUGACAAUAUUUGGGUUUCUUACCAAUAAUUAUGUUCCUCAGAAGAUUUACUCACAUAGAAAUUGAUUCAUAUUUUCACGAGUAAUAUUUUCAUAGCAAUUGCCCUGCAACUUUGAUUAGCCUCAAAUAAAAAUGUGCCUAAGGUGGCCACUUUCACUUUGGCAUGUCUUGUGUUUCUCAAACUCGCAAAACAUAUCAAAAACAUUAAAAUUUAAAUUUUUCUUCCAAAUAUACGAUGACAAAAAUAUAGAAUAAUUUUAAAGAUACAAAAUUUAAUGUGAGAAAAUGACCCGCAUAUAUAUGAGGAAUGAAAAGAAUUAAAUUUUAAAAAUAUUCAUUACAGCCUGGUUUAACUAAAGGAGCAAAAAAAGUUUUUAAAAACCCAAUAACAAACUGCCCCACUUCUUUUUAUUCCUUAAUAUGCUAGAUGUCACAAAGCAUGGGGAGUGAAGCUUUUUAUGUCGUUUGAAUGAUUGACGCAAAUAAAUAGGGCUUUUUGAGUUCCUACAUUUAAACACUAAAAAUAUGAAAUUUUUAUUUCAUUUAAGAAAUUGCAAAACAUACUUGUGAAUUUAUCACAGUAAAAUAAACAUUUGUAUGGCAGUAGCAUAAAAAGAUUUAUUAAACACCUUACUUUCAAUUUUUUAAAUAAAAAAAAUCACUUUCAGUUAAUUGAUUUGAUUCCCUGUUAAAUAUUUUUUUUAGAAGCGACUUCAUCUAUCAUUAACUUGUUCACUUUUCUGCAUAUUUUUAUCCAGCAAAUUCUGUAUGCUAAAAAAUAAUGCUGAUAUUGCAGCUUGUAUUUUUCAAGGAGCUUCUAUGGUGAGAGAAAGGUCUAAUGAAAAUAAUGCUGAUAAACAAAUAAGCAUUUGAUUUACAGGGACUUUCUAGGGCUAGAGGAAGGUCUCAUGAAAGGACUCCAAGGAUUGAUCCUGGUGUACUUGGAGAUGUGAGAAGGCAGGUCUCUGAAAGACUGCCAGAUAAUCCUAAAAUGCCAAAGGGGGAUGCUGUUGCUCAAAGUGGUGACCAGGAGCACCUGUCUGAGAGAAUGGGAGCAGUAAGACUCUCUAAACGCACUGCAUAUGAUAAAUACACUAUGGAUGAGUGGAGGCCAGCAUCAAAUAAAAAUUAUGGUAUUUAUUUCUUAUGAAUUAUGAGUUUAAAUAUUUUUCUUUUAAACGUAGUUGAAGAAAAACGUAUGUUCAUGCUAAUAAGUAAAAACUUAAAAAGUGUUUGGCUGUAUGUCAUACAAACUAGUGGGCACUCCAGGUAGAUCUUGGCUGUAUGUCAUACAAACUAGUGGUCACUCCAGGUAGAUCGGACUCUUCACCCGUGGAUGGUGAGUCUUCUAAGAGCAGGAAACCUAUGACUGCAAACCCUGCAGCGGAAACAAAAUGCUCAAGAAACCUAGGAGAAAAAAAACUAUAUUGCCAACCGUAUGGCUAAUCACCAAAUUUACUCUGUACAAGCGAACAUAACAAUUAAAAAUAAUUGCAAAGUUUUUUCUAAAAUUCAUCUUUGUGGUGAAAUUACUUAUAUUAUUCAGAGAUGGGGAUGACUCAUGUUUGAGUAAUCACCUGCUUGUGUCUAGGUGUUUUACAUUUAAUUCAUUUCACUCAUGAGGAUAAUUUUUCAAUCAUAUGCACUCAUGUGUAAAUCAAAAGAAGUCUAUAACCAAUUUCAUAGAAAUGAAAUGAACUUAUUUAUUUACAUUGAAAUUACAGAACUUCAUAGAAGUUAUAAAAAUGUAAGGAUUAGAGAAUUCAUAUUCAUAGCAUAUGCUAAUAGCUUUGAUUGUAUACCAUUUACAAUAUAUGGUCUAAGGACUAUGACUAUAUGGGGCUCCCAUAUGGCCUAAAAUUAUUCAUUGUACUCAUUGCCUUGCAAUAAAAUUUGAUAUGAUAUAAGACCGUUUAUAACUUAUUAAUAUAAAAUAAUUGAUGAUCUGGCUUGAUCGAUCAAUAUAGGAGGUCACCCGAAAGUCCAUUCCUUCAUGGCCUCUCUUAAGUGGUUGUCACAACAGUGCAUUGUGGAAUAGCCUGUACAAUGUAGGAUGUGGACUUCCCAUGGGUGUUUCUUGGGUGUAGAUUUCUUGCAAAUUGUGGUCAUAUAAAUCACAGUCUUGGAAUUUGGAUGUCCAGCUUGAGUUCAUCACAAUGUUAAGGAAAAAUUCUAUCCGCUCCAUUAUUUUUUCCACUACAAAAAUUGAAAAUGUCAGAGGUCGUUACUGUUAUUUAAAACUGUUAUCUUUAUUAUUUUAUUUAGGAACCAGCGGCACUAAAAUCGGGCUGAGAUCAAACUAUUUUGACGUUUGUUUGAAUGAAGAUCUACACAUUUUUCAAUAUCAUGUGGCUUUUAAGCCAGAAAUUGAAAAUGUGAGAAUCAAAUACUCUUUGAUAGCUCAACUUUCAAAUGUUCUUGGGACUACAAAGUGUUUUGAUGGAGCAAUCCUUUAUUUACAAACCCUCUUACCUAAGGAUGUAAGUACUGGAAUUUUAUAGAGAUGCACUUUAACUACUCUGAAAAAAAAAUAAGAAAAGGAUUAAAGAAAGUUCAUUUUUCCAUCAAAAUUUAAAAAAGAAACUGAAUUAAUCAUGGUAUUAUUUAGUAUUUUGAAACCAAAGUCUCGCAAUUACAGAGAUACAAAUUGUGGUAAAAUAUUAUGAAUCUAAUAAAGGCAAUCAUUUAUCUCUUCCACAUAGAAUUUCAGUGGGCUUAAUAAAAUCAUACUUUUUUAAAUGUGCAAAUUUCCUUAUUUCACAUGCAUAAUGUUGAGAUUAAAAGUUAAAAAUAAAAUCUUUUGGGGUGAAUGUGUGUGUCAGACCUAUUUACUCUUACGAUUUUUGCGUACAAUGUCUGAUUUUGAACGUCUUUUACGCUUGUACGCCAAUACCUGUCAGAACUAAGAUUUUAAGAGACUGGGUUGAGAAUAAAUACAUUCCGGUAAUUCUUAGGAUUUUAAAAAAAUUAAUGAAAAGAAUAUUUUCCGUUGUUAGUUUAAACUGGUAUUUGCACUCUUCAUCCAACAGUGAAUUGAUCGAGAAAUACAAUUGGUUGGGGACCAUAUAUAAUUAUGUUACAUUUGCCCUGAAAGGAAAGGGGAAUGGAGAGGUGUUGAUAUAGGAGAUUUUUAACAGGUGGGCGGUGAGGGGGGGGGGCUAAGAUUUAAAUCUAUAAGAUUAACACCGCCACGUUUUCGCCAGAAUUUUGUAAUGACAGUGGUGAUGGUCAUACUGUUUUUUUGCGUUUUCAUAAUGAACUCGUUAAGCACAACAACAGUAACAUUAUCUUAGUCGCCCAAGCAACAAUUUUAGUCAAUCUGAGGCAAUCCUUAUAGUACGUACACAUUGAGGUGGGAGAGGGCUUGUCCAUUUUUAAGAUUUUGCCUACGCAUGUGUGUAUAUAGCCAGGCUGGGGGUGUGUGUCUCGGCAGAAAGUAGCAAUUCUGCGGAGGUCCCUUAUGGACAACCCCUAUAUGAUUUUAUAACACUGCUAAAAAAAAUGCUUUUUUUCGAAAUCUGUUAACCAAAUAGCAGGGGUCCUCAAACUUUUAAUCCUGGGGGCCGGUUCACAUUCCUCUGCUACUUGCGGGCUGGUUCACUAGUUAUUAAUUUGAAAAUAGAAAGUAUGAAUUUCCUAUCUUAAUCAUACCCUUAUAUUAUCGCUUGGAAAAAAGCAGGAAAAAACAUGUUAUUAGUAUUUCAAUACGAAGUAUGGGUCUGCUUUGGGCUUAGAUGGACAAUGUCUGAUUCCAUAUUUGUUCUUGCUAUCAUAUUUUGGUUGUAAUUAAAUCAUUUUUUUUUCAGCCUAUGACAUGUUUGACAACGCGUCAAGAUGACUCAAAAGUUAACGUCACGUUUACUUUUGUUUGUGAGGUCUAUGCAAAUACACCCCAAUUUUUGCAAAUUGUAAAUUUGCUUUUUAAAAGGUGUGCACUGAGACACAAUUUAAAAUUAACUAUUGGUAAUAUGUAAAAAUUUUAUAUCACUUUCAUACCAAUUUUUCAACUGUUAUAUUUAAUGUUAUUAUUAUGUAUAAAUUUUUAUCUCAAAUAUUUUAUUACAUGUUCUUAUUUUAUAUAGAGCACAAGUGGCCCUUCAAAUGAAGCUAAUCAGGCAUAAUUUCUUCAUGCCCCAGCUGAGUAUCCAAGUGAAAGAGCACAAGUGAGGCAUUCAAUUUAUAUCUAAUUUUUUUUUGUAAUUUGAAAGUACCACUACUCAUAACAUUUAAUAAAUGCAGCUAUUGUUUCUGAAUACUUCAAAUCACAAAAUUAACUCACUAAAAAUUAACCACCUGAAAAACUGACAUUUCAAGUGGUAAGUGUCCUACAGUGCUAAAAAAGUCAGCUCUUUUUUCUUUAAAUUUACCAUGUAUAAUGGCUAAGGUUCUUGCGUAAAAAUCAAUUCUGCCUUAUUUUUAUCAGAAUAGAGGUCAUGCCUGGGUAUGCAACUUCCAUCUUACGUUACGAUUGCGGUAACUUGCUUGUCGUGGAACCUAUUCACAAGCUACUGAGAGUGGAUACAGUGCAUGAUGUUCUUCUUUUCCUUUAUAGUAAUUACAAAGAAGACUUUAAAACAAAGGCCCUCAAAGAACUAGUUGGGCAAAUUGUUAUGACCAGGUAAUGUACUAAUUAUGCCCCAAAAACCCAACUAAAUGAUUAAAAUGUAAAAUAUUCUGAUAGAAUUAAGAAACAAUUAUAUAAUUUUAUUUUUUAUCAAUAAAAAUCAAAUAUCUUCAAAAGUUUUUUUGGCAGUCUUAAAAAACAAUUAUUUUACUCUACAGAUAUAACAACAAAACAUAUCGGAUUGAUGACAUUGAUUUUAGGGCCUCUGCUAUUGAUAAGUUUGAAAAAAAUGGAGAAGAAAUCAGUUUUCAAGAGUAUUAUUCCAAAGUAAGUCUUAUCAGUAUUUCAGCUUGCCCAAUAAUAACUUUACUUUUCUUGCUAGCUAAUCAAAAUGAUGAGAGAAUCCCUGGAAAUUAAUUUCUGGAAAUUAAAACAUUUCAACUUGUACUAAUUUAAAAAACUCAAAUGUUUUUGAGACAUUGUUUUUGUUCAUUAAAGUUUGUCUUUAAUCUUUAUUGUGCAGUUGAUCUAGUAUAAGUAGAUCUAGUCUGAUGUUUUUCUCAUUUGUGUUUCCUAUCAGGUGUUUGACUGUUAAAAUAGAUGAAUGCAACAAUCUUUUAAAUUUAGAGCUUCAUUGUAAAUGUUAAGUUUUAAUAUUUGCAAAUGCUGUUAGGUAUAAAUGUUUAAUUUAUAAUUUCUCUUUUUUAUACAAACCAACCUGAUUCUAAUUUAUUAUUUGUUUCUGGUAGAUCUGGAAUUUAGAAAUAAGGGAUCCAAAACAACCAUUGUUAUUAAGUAAGCCAACAGAAAAGGAUUUGAGAAGAGGGGAAAGACAGAUAGUUAGGCUAGUUCCUGAGCUGUGUGUUCUUACAGGUAAGUAAAUUAACUUAUUCUAAAAAAAUGUAUGUGUACACGUAAGGUGGAGCUUUAUUUAUGUAUUUUUUUUAAAGUAACUAUGCCACUACUGAACAUUUAGGAAAUUAAGGUUAAAUUACCAUAAGUUGAUCAGUCUAAAAAGAAUUUAGUUGUCUAGCUAGCUAAUUUUUGCAGAUUACAGGUACAUUUAAAUUUUAUCAUUUAAUGAUUUUUUUCAAAAACUUUGCUGUGUUCUUUUAAUCGCUAGGUUUAGGGGACAAAGUCAGGUCUGAUUAUAAAGUCAUGAAAGAUCUGGCUGUGCAUACUCGCCUAGAUCCAUCGUCCAGAAUCAAGCUUAUUCAAAGUCUACUUGAUAGAAUUACUAGGUAAUAUUUUAAUUGAUUUUUCUACAGAUACAUGACAUAGUUUUUGCAUGUUAAAUAUGAAAAAUCUUUCAAUAGCAUGUCUGUUACAUGCCUUUAUAUGGUUACACAAAUAUAAUUUGUGUUAAUAUUGACUUGUUAGAUGAACAAUACAUGGCAAAGGGCUGAAUACCUAUAUACAAAGAAAAAUGAUACCAAAGCUAUAUACAAAUAUACAUAUAUAAAAACUAUUUUAACUUACAGCACAGCAAGUGAAAAAGUUAAUACUAGAAAGGUACAAAUAUUAAACCAAACACACAGUGAAAAUCUAGUCUUGUAAGGCUCCUAUAAAGGUAAGUCUUGUAAAUUCUGCUGUUCAGUCGACCGGUUUAUUUAUAGUGAGGGAGUCGAAACCCUCCAGAAAAAGUCUUGAAAUUCAAAUUACCAGAUUGCAUUUCUCCCUCUACUGGAAAUGUAAACAAACUUUUCCAAUCAAGGGCGGUGAGGGAAAGGAGUGCCCAGAGUUAAUUGGUGAUGUCAAAAACAAAGGGGGGAGGUAGGGUUGCAUGCCAAGGCUCACAAACUAACAUGUCAACACACAGGCUAUAACUUACCUCAUUUUCAGAAACCCAUGGCUACAAAACCCUUGUAGUGGGAACAUAUACAAAAUAAUAUUAACUUAUUCUCAUCAUUCCACUGGAGCAUUUCAAAUUAUGUGAACAAAGAUUAAAAGUAUCUUAUUAGUGUGCAUUUAACCCUUUGAAGCUUCUGGCCAUCUCCAUGCUCCUGUGUUCCCAAGGAAAGUUAACACUGACCUGCAAGCAAACGAAAUUUCAUUAUGUUAAAAUAUGAACUUUAUUUAACUGAACUUAAAUUUGUUUUCAAAUGAACCAUUUUUAUUAUAAAAGGUAUCACAAGGACAACAUUGUCUUAAAAUCGUAUCAUAGCAGAGAAGACAAUUUUGAUGAAAUCUGGGCUAGGAGUAAACCUGGCCCUGGGCUACGAGUAAAUCUGGCCCUGCUAGGAGUAAACCUGGCCCUGCUAGGAGUAAACCUGGCCCUUUCUUGAUUAUAAAAAGCACACGUUCAAUCCCCAGCACUAAUCCAAGUCAAUUAUUAGUUGUCACAAGUAAUGCCCAUCUAUUUGCUUUCAUUUAAUGUUUAUUCCAAAUUCCAUCAUAAUCUUCGCUCUGGUUUAGUGUUUUAGCACAGCAGUUGCAGAAACAUGACUGAAAAUAUAAAAAAAAAAUAACAGCUUCAUGGGCAUCACCAAUACAUUAACAUCAUGACAGUAUUCAUCUUGCAAAAAGGAUAGGGACGUUCAGGUUCUGGAUUUAAUUUUGAUGUCAUAUUAGAUAUAAUCUGAGAAUUUAUCAUCCAAGAAUAAAACAUCACCAAUAGUAUAGAAGCUCAGCUUUGGUCCAUGUAGUAUUAAAAGUAAACAUUAUGAAGUUUGGUGUUUUGAAAUCCUUAUUAUUCCAGUUUUAAUAUAGUUCUCACACAUUUAUCAUCUACUAAAAGCCUUUUAUAGCAAUGACUUGUUUUCAGUUCUGAUAAAGUGGCUGAAAUCCUUGAGCCUUGGCACAUAAAAAUCAGCAAUACAAUGAUGAACUUAGAUGGCCGACAGUUGCCUGCAGAAAAGCUCUUAGUGAAAAAUCAAACGGUAAGUCAUACUAAGAAAGAUAAAAACAAUUCCCAUGGCUACUGUUUUUCUUGUACUGAACUAUAAAAUCUCAUUUUGAUGAAAAAUUAUUUUGUGAAAUGUGUCUUUGUAAUGUUAACUAAUUAAUUCUAGGCGCUAGCUAUUUCCAGAGUUUUUUAUUUUAUAUAUUUUUAGGAGAUCAUUCCAUCAAAACUUAAAACUUAAUUUUCAUAACUACUGUUUUGGAACGAAAACUCCUAUACUGAUAUCCAUUGGCAAAUAAAUAUGUAUUUAUUGCUGUAUUUGUUCAUUUAUUUGUUCCUGUUUUUUUUUUCCAUUUGCUUGAACUUAACAAUUUAAUUAAAAUGACUUUUUCUUUUAAUAAUCAUGCAUUUGUAUAUUUAUUUUCUUUUAUAUAGGGCCUAAAUUUUUAGCCUUCAAAAAUAUUUUUGGAUUUUCUGUAAACAAAAUUUUAAUUAAUUGUAAAGCUUAGUACAGCUGAGAUUUAAAAAAAAAUAUUUUUUUAGUAGAACAUAAAAAUGUAGUAAAUUUCCCUUGAAACAAAAUCUAUCCAGGGAGGCAUGACACAUAUAUCAUAUAAUGUCAAAGAAGCUGAUUGGAGUCAGGGAAUGCGUAAUAUCUGUCUUUUGAAUCCGGUUCAUAUGGAUAAGUGGCUGAUCAUAUAUCCAAGACAAAGUGCUACUACCUCAAAUGAAUUUUCCAACUGCCUUUUUAAAGUUAGCAGACAAAUGAAAAUGAGGAUUGCUGAGCCUGUUGUGUAUGUAUUUGAAUUAAUUUUAUAUAAGAUUUAUUUUAUAAACUUUGCCAAUCAUAAAUUUAGAUUUAAUUAUUUUUGUUGAAAAUACCUAACUUCUAAUCCAACCAAGCACAAAGAAAUCAAUAGUUGAUUCUUAAGUGCCAUGUGUGGUACAUCCCACAUGUUUUUUAUAUUGGCAAAACUGUGCAGGCUAAGCCUUUGCAGAAAUGAAAAUAACUGGUUAUGUGUUAAAGUGAGCUAAUCAAAAGGAUCUAACACCACUUUUGCUAUUCUAUCGCCAGCAUUAGUUUUUUAAAAUAUUUUUUUCCCCACUUCAAUGUAACUAAGGAUUCUUUUUUUCCAAAUUUGAAUGAGUGACUCAGUGUCUUCCCAAUACAGAGUUGAGCUUCCUGAUGACCGCAAUGAUGCAUACCUACAGGCCAUCAAGCAUAAUCUUUCCAAUACGGUUCAGAUGGUGGUCUGCAUAGUCCCCAAUGCCAAAAAGGACAGAUACGAUGCAAUUAAAAAAUGCUGCUGCAUUGACAAUCCUGGUGAGAUAUUCCUCAGGGGAAUUAAGAUGUUAAAUAUGUUAUUCAUUUUGUGUGCAUAGUUCUGGGGUGGAGUUGACUAAGCUAUUGCCGCUUUUAAGGGGUGGAUUUAAGUGGAAUAAUUCGGAAUAGGUGAAAAUCCAGACUGACAGAUAGGUGAAAUUUUGGUUGAGUUUUUUUGUUUUGAUUGGAAGUCACUUAUUCUUUUUAUGAGAGCAAUAAAGCAUUUUGAUUACUAUGAGCAUACAUCUACCAAUCUUCUGAAGACAAAGACUUUUCACGUAGUUCCCAAAUCUAACACAGGUCCACAAAUCCAAUUAGUAAAUUGAAAAGCCUGUACAAGAGUAAAAAAUAUAAUUACUAUUUUUCAACUUUAUGAAUAAUCCACAAACUCCCUGCUUUUUACUUCAUUCUAGAUUUCUUUUCAAAUACCAAUUAAAAAAAGUAUGUGUCUGACAUUUUAAAAUAUAUAUAUAUAAAAUAGGAUAUUACGAUUGAGUAUUUCUGCAAUAGUUUUUAUUAAGCAUUAUAGAAUCUCUGACUUCUGUGAGCUUAUAAAACUUUUAAGACUAUAGGUAUUCACAUGAAUAGUGUUAAUGUUUUUAAUGUGGCAUGCUUGUGUAACCUUCUGCUUCAGUCCCUAGUCAAGUUGUCCUGGCCAGGACCCUUGACAAGAAGAAAAGCUUGAUGAGUGUGGCAACAAAGAUUGCCAUUCAGAUGAAUUGUAAAAUGGGCGGUGAAGUCUGGGGUGCAGAAAUACCUGUGAGUAUUAGAAUAAUUUUCAAAGAAAGUCAAGACCCAAGCGUUCAAACUAUAGGCUUGGAUAACAGAAAAAUACCCAAAACGUGUUAAUACAUUGACAACAUUUUUAUUCAUCUUUUUACAAAAGUUAUUCAACAAAUAUGUUUUUGUGAUAUUAAAGGUUGUCACCCACCUUUUUCAACCUUUCUUUCUACUCCCAUUUGCAUCUUGUUUGUCCAGCGUAAUUUUUUGUUGAUGCACCUGACCCUCUCGUUAUUAGUUAUUCAGUCUCCUAAUGCUGACUUGUAAACUUGUAAAGUUGCAUAUGAGUCGAUGAGUGCAGCUCUGGCUUGCUGGGUUGAGGGACUGGGUUAGGGGUGGUGAGGGAUAGGGAAAUAAUAAAAGGUGAUUUAAAAAAAAGCCAACAACCCGACCCCUUCGCUUGCAAUAACCAUCUGUCCUAACUGUAGGACUUUGGGAUUGGAGGGGAAAGUGUUGGCACAGGGCAUUUUGCCAGUUAGACUCUAAUUAACGAAUGGCCAGUACUUGUUUGCUCUUCACCCAGCAUCAAACUAGAAAGAAGUUAAGUCACUAUACCAGGGAUUUUGUGAGCAUCCUUUGGUAAAAAAAUUCCUCUUGUGGAUACUUAACAGCUUAAAAUUUUCAUAAUAAAGAGUAUAAGAAAAAUGUUUUGACGACUUUUUAAAAAAAGAAUUACUUUCAAGGACAAGUUUAAACUUAAACGCAAUAAAAGGUAGAAAAAUAAUUUUCUUAAAAUUAAUUAAGCAAAGAAACUCUGUGCAGAAAAUAUUUUCAAAAUUUAGUAGGAAACAAACAUAUUUAUAGAUUUCUCUACAUUUAAUUGGAGUCUUUUGGCUUCAUAGAGUGCCUUACAAGAGUAAGGACGAGAGAGUGACGUUGACGUUGCGCAACUCUUCCUCACUUUAAACAAAGUCAGCCGCGCAAGUCAUCAGUCAUCCAACACCCAUCAUCCCAAGUCCUGUUGGCAAUGGGCAGGCUCUCCUAAAUGCAUGAGGCAAGGGCUAGAAUACAUGCCCAAAACAUUGCCUGCUCCUUCACAUCCUGGCCGGCUAAACACGGUCAGUGGGGACCCAAUUUUUGCUGUCGAAAGUCAAAGAUAAACUAUUUCAUUUAAAAUUGCCACAUCGAACAUCCGCACACUGCUUGACAGGAACAAUACAAACAGCCCUCAACGACUCACAGCCCUCAUGUCCAUGAACUUGAAACUUCCCCUCUGCCAUGGAAAGAAGGCUGUGACUUUAGUCAGUGCCUAUGCACCCACCAUGACAAAACACAGAAGAGACCAAAGAUAAGUUUUAUGAAGACCUGAACACUGUCAUCUCCUCCACACCAACUGCUGACAAACUCAUCAUUCUUGGAGAUUUCAAUGCACAUGUCAGCAGUGACUACACCUCCUGGAGGGGAGUGAUAGGGAAGUAUGGUAUUGGAAAGUGCAAAAGCAACGGCCUACUGCUACUUCAGACCUGUGCUGAACACGGCCUUCUAAUAACAAACACCACUUCAGCCUGCCUACGCGCAACAGGACCUCCUGGAUGCAACCCCGUUCAAAACACUGGCACCUAAUAGAUUAUGUCAUCAGAAAGAGGGACCGGUAGGACGUGAGAGUGACUAAGGCCAUGUGCGACGCAGAAUGCUGGCCGGAUCACCGCCUCAUCAUCUCAAAGAUGAAAAUUCACAUCCAACCUAAGAGACAACCUCAGGUCACCAAAGCUCCGAAACACCUCAACAUCAGUAGGCUGAAGAUCUCUGAUGUGAGACAAACCUUUGUUGACACCCUGAAUGAACACCUUGAUACCAUCACAUUGGACAAUCGGGAUGCGGAAACAGCGUGGACCACACUUCUUGAGACGGUGUAUAACACAGCCGCUGAGCACCUCGGACCCUCUAACAGGAAGGACAGGGAUUGGUUUGAUGAAAACAACACAGCGAUCCAAAUGCUACUUGAGCAAAAACAUCGGGCGUACAAGGCCCUCCAUGAUGACCCAAUGUCAACAGCAAAGACAGCUACACUGAGGAGCAUCCGUAGCAAGGUACAGUUGCAACUGCGCCAGAUGCAAGACUCCUGGCUGAGUGCAAAAGCUGAUGAGAUUCAGGGCUUUGCAGACAAGAAAGACGUGAAAAACCUCUACAGUGCACUAAGAGAAAUCUAAGGAAUAACUACCUCAGGCUCUUCCCCUCUCCAUCACAAACAAGGAGAAAAUCAUGGAAAGAUGGGCGGAACAAUUUGAUAGUGUGCUCAAUGCGUCUUCCAUCAUUAAUGAUGAGGCCAUUGAAAGACUGCCCCAGGUACCAACGAACAAGUCACUGGAGGCUGUCCCAACUUUGGUUGAGAUACAGACAGCAAUCCGCCAAAUGUCCAAUGGCAAAGUACCUGGUUCCAACAUGAUUCCUGCCAAAAUCUACAAAGAGGGUGGACCAGAAUUGACGGAUAAGCUAUUGCUUCCAUUCUAGAUCAUUUGGCAGACGGAAACUGUACCACAGGACCUCAAAGAUGCCUCAAUUAUCCACAGGUACAAACACAAAGGAAACUGCCAGGCCUGCGAUAAUUACAGCGGAAUUUCACUGCUGUCCAUCACAGGAAGAUCUUGGCCCGAGGCCUUCUGAACCGCUUGAAUGCACACCUGGAGUUAGGUCUCCUACCAGAAAGUCAAUGCAGUUUCCGCAAAAAACGCGGAACAAUCCAUAUGGUGUUUGCUGCCAGGAAGCUUCAAGAGAAAUGUCAGGAGCAUAAUACAGACCUAUAUUCAACAUUUAUGGACCUGAAUAAGGCUUUUGACAGGGUCAAUAGAGGUGGCCUGUGGAAAAUCAUGAAGAAGAAUGGAAGCCCAGACAAGUUCACCAACAUCAUCCGUCAGCUGCAUGAUGGCCCGAGUACAGGACAACGGUCAGUUAUCUCAAGCAUUCCCCGUCACAAACGGUGCGAAGCAGGGCGGUGUCCUGGCUCCCACACUCAUCAGUAUUAUGUAUUCUGCAAAGCUGUCUGAUGCGUUCAAGGACUCCACCAUGGGCUUGCCGAUCCAGUUACGCACCGAUGGAUCAGUCUUCAACCUUAGGAGGCUUCAAGCUAAAACCAAGGUCAAACAUUACACAAUCAACGAGCUUCUGUUUGCGGACGAUUGUGCCCUCAAUGGUGCCUCAGAAGCCGUCAUGCAACACAGCGUUGUCUUUCUCUGGGGCCUGCAUUACUUUGGCCCCCACAAUCAACACAAAGAAGACUGAGGUGAUGUAUCAGCCAGCUCCCAGUAAGCCCAAGUUGAACCCAACAUCAUCAGUGGGCAGUGUCUCAACGCGGUGGAUAAAUUUAAUUACUUGGGCAGCAUCCUCUCCAGUUCUCUUGUCAUGGAUUGAUGAAAUGAAUGGCAGACUCGCAAAAGCUAUUGCCAUUUUUGGCAGGCUCCGCAGCACUGUUUGAGACAGGAGAGGUUUCAGACGAGAAACGAAGAUCAAGGUCUAUAGAGCAGCAGUCCUCUCGACAUUGAACAACGGAUGUGAAACGUGGACAGUCUACCAGCGUCAGGCCAAGAAACUGAACCAUUUUUACACAACCUGCCUCAGGAAACUCCUCGGCAUCAGGUGGAAAGAUAAAGUUCCUGACAGAGGUUCUCGCUAGAGCGAACCUACCUAGUAUCGUCACCACCCUGUUGCAGUCUCAACUCCGUUGGAUGGGACACGUAGCCCGUAUGGAAGACCACCAGCUCCCAAAACAGAUAUUCUUCGGAGAACUCAUGAUAGGCAAGCGCUCCCAAGGAGAUCAAAAAAAGCAUUACAAAGACUCACUGAAGGCUGCACUAAAGGCCUUCAACAUCAACCCUACUAAAUCGGUGUAGAUACUGCCAGAACAGAGCCAGGUGGAGAGCAGAUGUCAAGAAGGGGGCUAAAUCUCAUGAAGGCAGUAGGAUAACCACAGCUGAGACACGCAGACUAGCAUGAAAGAGCAAUAUUAGAUCACCGACUGCAGCAACUAUCCCCUGCCUGCAGUACCAGAGAUUAUUCUGAGCACGGAUCGGACCAGCAAGCGACCUACUACAAGGUCAUUGUACCCCAUCCUCCCCCCCUAAUGGGAUGACUCGAUACUCCUAGUCAAUUUUGAAAGAUGAACAACAUAAGAGUAAGAAUUUUAAGAAACUUAUUUUCUGAAUUUUAGUGCGUUUAAAAAUUUGUUUUUUUAAUGUCUCAUCAAAAAAGGUUUUCAUGUAUGUAUUUUUUAUUUAUACUUUUAUAUUUAUUUAAACAAGCAAAGGUUAUCUACAAAUCUUUUUAUGAAUACAUUUUGUCUAUUUGGGAUGUGUGCCUAACAUAAAUAUUAUGAAUUGUUUUUUUAAUAUGUACUAAAAGAAUUUUUCAUCCACUGUUCCAUUCAGGUGCAAGGUUUGAUGGUGGUAGGUGUUGACACCUAUCAUGAUUCUUCUCAUAGGAACCAGUCAGUAGGAGCUCUGGUGGCCUCCUUAAACAAAGAAUGCACCCGCUACUACAGUAAGACAGAAUAUCAUCCGACUAAGGAUGAAUUAAUGAGACAUCUUCAACCACUUCUGACAAGUAUUAUUUUAGUUGUAAUUCAUGUAUAGUUAAUGUUCCAAUAAUGUUUGUUCUGCUUUGCAGCAUCUCCCAACAGCUAAUCUUUUGGAUGCAUGUUCCAAUAAUGUUUGUUCUGCUUUGCAGCAUCUCCCAACAGCUAAUCUUUUGGAUGCAUGUUCCAAUGCUCCAGCACUUUGGCAGUUUUCUGAUUCGUGCUAUUCAUGACAGAAUAAAAGCAUCAACUUGAUGUCUAUGCUUCUUUCCUUAUAAAAUUUAUAUUUAUAAAACUGCUGAUCGUUCAUUUAUUAUCGAUCACUCAUUCUUUUCCUGAACGAGGUGACUCUUCCAGCAGAUCGGGUCUUUGGUAAAAAAAAAAUUAAAAACGCUAAAGACAUUUAAAAAUAGGUAAUGCCAAGAUACUCCUCAUCAAAUCUGUCUUACUUGAGGUAACAUUCUGACCCAACCUGUCAUAGUCUCCUUAAGAGAGGACUAACUGUGACAAUUUUUAAACCAAAUGUUGUGGAGUAAAAGAGCUGUGUUAAAAAUGCUUUCUAAAAAGUGUCCUUCAACUCCUCACUGAGUAUGGAUGACAGAAUUUGUACUUUGUAUGAAACACUACUCCAGUAUUUCGUUGAAGAUGCUGCACACUCAAGCCAAGCAGACACUUCCUUAUUUUCUGUAUUCAUUUUUGUUCUUUCUAAAUUUAAAUAAAAUAAUUAGUAGCAGUCUAAACAUUGCAGGAUUACAGGGGACUUUCCAGCAUCUGUUCUGUUAAAAUAUAUCAAUAAAACACAUUAAUAGACCUGUUUACUCUUACGAUUUUGGCAUAAAUAUGUAUGAUUUUGAGGUUUCUUUUACAGUUGUAUGCCAAAACCUAAAAUUGUAUGCCAAUUCAGCUGUGAAUGGAUUGUGUACGGGUGUGCUGGGGAGGGGAGUCUAAAUAUUUAAUUGCAUAAAAUUAACAGUACGGUACCACAGAUGACAUUGCAGUGUAUAGGACGAUCGCCAACAGAUCUGACCAGGACCAGCUACAACAGGACCUCAAUCUGUUAGCUGAGUAGGAGAUGAGCUGGGACAUGGCAUUUCACCCUGCCAAGUGCCAGACACUAUCAGUCUCUUGAAGUUGUUCUCCUUUACACUACCAAUACGAACUGCACGGCCAUAUACUUGAGCAUGUUUCCUCUGUAAAGUACCUGGGUGUUACCAUUCAAAGAGAGGUCCGCUGGGACGAGCAUAUUAACAAUGUAUGUAACCAAGCAAACAAGACCCUGGGGUUCUUAAGGCGAAAUCUCAAGAUUGGCAACUCCUGUGUGAAAGAAAGAGCAUAUAAAGCCUUUAUCCAUCCGAUUUUAGAUUAUGCAUCUUCAGUCUGGGACCCAUUUACCCAGAAGAGCAUUGACAGGUUGGAAGCGGUCCAGCGACGAGCAGCACGCUUUGUCCUAAACCGCUACAGGAAUACCUCUAGUGUUGGCAGCAUGCUAGAAACACUAGGCUGGUCACCAUUGGAAGAACGACGACGACAAUCCAGGCUCUCCAUGAUGUACAAGAUAAUGGGCUGGUCCACUGUUCCAGUAUUAAACAGAAACUGGUCCCUCUCCCCCAUAGACAGCGACGAGGCCAUGACAGGCAAUUCAGGCUCAUACCAGCAAGAAUCCAGUAUAGGAGCAACUCAUUCCUGCCCAAGACAAUCAGGGACUGGAACAAUCUUUCAAAAGGAACGGUUGAGGCGACAACACUAGACACAUUUGUGUCUAUUGACACAUUUGUGUCUAUUGACACAUUUGUGUCUAUUGACACAUUUGUGUCUAUUGCCUCAAGCCUUCAAACCCCUAGUGCAUGAUUUCCUCAUCUACACCAGUAACAGAAACAUUGCAAAUCCCAUCUACAUGCAUAGGAGCCAAAAUGAUCAAUAAAUUGAUCGUGGGCCCUUAAGAUAUAUAAGAAGAAGAAGUUUUUUUUUAAAGAUUUCAUUUUUAAAAAAAUUAAUUCUUAUUUAAAUAAAUCUUAUUUCAUGUUGAUCUGACUUUGAGUUUGAAUUUAUUAAUUAUAAAUACUGUAUACUGUUAGGAAACAGAUAUACAUAACAAUUGUUGUGAUAUUCAAUUUCAUUAUUGAUUUAGGUGCACUAAAGAAAUAUCACAGUGUCAAUGAAAAUCUGCCAAGAAAAAUCAUUCUCUUCAGAGAUGGGGUGGGUGAUGGCCAGCUUAAAACCGUAUUUAAUGCAGAGUUUGAACAGGUUGAAUCUGCUUUGAAAGACGCAGGUGGACGAGAGUACAGGUAAUAUAUAAGCAUAUUUUCGUAUGUUCAAUUUACAAGCACAUGUUAAACAAGUUAACGUGAAGUACUAGUGUGAAGGAAAACAAAUGGCAUUGUUUGUUGUGCUCCGUGUUGCAAAUUCCUCGUCGUAUCCAUUAGGUGAUAGCUACACCUAAGAAAGAGCAGAUGUCAAAUAUUACAUACAGGAAGUAAUCCUGAUGAUAAAUAUGCAGUUUUGGUAGCAAAUAUUUUGUGUUUUAGUGACAUAUGGGUAAGUGUUACAUCGAUUAGUUUUUUAGGGUUCAGCUUCCAAGUGGUGCCAUAAUGAGCAAUUUCAUGGCUAAAUAUUCUUGACCUGCUUUAUCUUUUCAGGCCAGGCCUUGCCUUCAUUGUUGUGAAGAAACGCAUCAACACUCGACUGUUUGCCCCUGAUGGAAAUCCAAGUCCUGGGACUAUUGUGGACCAGAAAAUCACCAAACCAAAUUGGUAAUUAAAAUUACAGAUCACACUAGGUUCACAUAUUAGUUAUUAACAAUUUUUCAUACUUUGCUCUAUGGGGCUGAUAAUAUUCAGUACAUUGCAGAUUGGCAUAUCAAAUUGUUGUUCUCCAAACACACAAACGUUUCAGACAUUUUUUAAACAUUUUACUUGACGGAUUCUCAUUCUGGCAAACCAAACUGGUCAGACUGCAACUUUCUUUUUCCAACGUUAUUGUUUAAGAAUGUACAACAAAUUCCAUUUCAGUUUUUCCUACUUUUUAAUACAAUUAAUCAAUGUAAUCAAAGAGAAAAAAAGUUCAUUCAUCUUAAGAUGAAUUAACUUUUUUUGUCUUUGAAUCUUAAUAAAUUUUUUCCCUCCAGUAAUUGAAAUAAAGAUUUUAAAAUAGAUUUGUUUUACUUGACAAUAUUAUAUCAAUAGUAUAAUAAGUCUGCCCAGUUUCUGUUUUUGGAUACAACCAGGGUUUAUUCUUAAAAGCUGUCCCUUUGCCUGCUCUUCCCACAAGAAAUAUGUAAAGUGUAGACAGAAAAAGUCUCCUGAACUAAUAGCCCAUAAAAUUGAUUUGAUAAGAGAAUAAUAUUACUAAAUGUUUACCAAACAUGAAGUAUAGCUGUCAGACAUGGAAAGAUAGUUGUUACAGAUAAUGAAUGCAUACAAUUUUUAUAGUCUUUAUAAACCAAUAAUUUUAAACAUUAAAUACCAGUACCAACAUGCAAUUUCAUUUCAUCAGGUGUAAUUUAGUAGUAAAAAAUUAUAGGCAGCAAUUUUAACAGACUUACCAAUUAUUACCUUUUUAUCUUAAAUGUUUUACCCGUUUCUUUGUCCAGAAGAAGGUUUAUGGCCAAUAGAUUUGUUGUGUAUUAGUUCUUUCCUCAAGCUUUCCUAUAACGUCGGCUACAUUUUUCACUUAAAACAACUUAAUGGCAGUGUUUCUAUAACGGGUAUUAUAAACUAAAUUAUAAACACCAAAUGCAACAUUUAAAGACGUACAAUUUUUAUUAUUAUUUGAUUACUUUUAAAUGAAAGGCCUUAUUAUUUUAUGAUCGUGAGCUGUUGCUCUAUAAGUUUUAAAAGUCUUUAGGAGUGCUCUUUUUAUUUCAAUUAAUACGUAUCCAUUAUUUCUUUAAGAUUUUAGUGGUUUUUUUUAAACUGAAAGUACAAAUUCUGGAACCCAUUGAAUACAGAUCAUGUGAAAUCUAUUUAAGAUGACUUGGGAAUAAGUGAAGUAACAUUGAUGUUCACCAUGAAAAAUAGCAAAGCCCCAACUUAUCACAGCAGAACUGAUAAAACUAGGUGGAAACGAACUGCAUAGGCAAACGCAUGACCCCAGAGUAUGACAGGAGGAAGAAAUGCCAAUAGAAUGUGGUACUGUGCUCAUAAUCCCAACUCACCAAAAAAUGUAUCUAAGCUGGAUUGCUCAAAUUGUAGAAAAAUCUCCCUACUUAAUGAACUUACAAAAUCCUCACUAAACUUAAGCAAGAAAUUUGGAGAGGUACCGGAUAGUGAACAGAUCCUAGGGGACUUAAAAUGUGGAUUCCGUCAGAAUAGAUCAACCACAGAUCAUAUUUGAUGUCUCCUGGAAAAAUGCUAUGAAUACAUCAAGAAACACAAACUAUAUGCAGACUACAACACAGGUUAUGAAGGUUAUGAUAGCGUAGAAAGGAAAUGCCUUUACAAUGCUUUACAGCAGGGGUCUCCAAAAUUACGGGCAGCAAGGCCCUCUAAUCCGAUCUGUGAGACCUUUCUGUCUGCGGAAAAAAAUUACGGAAAUUUACGUGUAUCAAGGCGAUCAGUAGUGCGUUAUGUUUUCCAACCGAUCACUACAUUGCAAAACCUUAUUCGCUGCUUAGUUUUUCUACUUCCGUUCAGUCUAAGAGAUGAUAUAACGCCAUCUAGUGGCAGAGUUUUUAAAUGGUUUGCUGCUUGCCAGUUGCGGUUGACUGCUGCGAUGAGGAGGUGUUGGUGUUAGUUGGCGUCUGAUUGAGAAACAUGUUGCUCUCUAUUUUAUUUAGUGAUAAUUUCCUUCGCGUAAUUACUUAUCACUGUGUUUAAAGUAUUGCGAAUGUCAAAGUUUAGUCAGAAAUUUUGGAAAAUUCUGAAGAGGAAACAUUAAAAGCAACAGCCUCUCUACCAUAAGUAGAUAUAUUUGCACACUAUAUUCAGGUAAGUUUAACUUGAGAAAUCAUUUUUUUUUAAAUUUAAUAGUUUUGGGUUAUUUUGCAGCUAUAAUUGUGACAAAAUUAGUUGACAUAAUCAGGUUUUUUGAGUGAUUGUGUGUCCAAGAUAUUUUCAGUUUCACUGUUCAUUCAUGUUGAAUUCCCUUUAUUUUAGUUCCCAGUGAUGGCCGAGCAGAGGAAAAGGAAAAUAGAUGAUGAGUGUCGGCUAUUUCAAGAAGAAUGGAGUUUGAAAAACUUCUUCAUCAAAUCCGGCGAGAAAGCUUUAUGAGUGAUUUGCAACAACACUGUGGGUGUGAUAAAAGAAUACAACCUGCACCGUCAUCGGCAAAGCAAACAGGAGAAAUAUUCACAGUUGGAGGGUAAAGUCUGUGUGGAAAAAUUUUCUAAAUUACAAAAUCAACUCACAUCUCAGAGGACAUUGUUCAGUAAACCCUCAAAUGAAAAUCAAUCCUUAACUAAGGCCAGUUAUAAAGUUGUCUACAUCCUGGCUAAAAGUGGCAAACCAUUUAAAGCAGAUGGUGAAGUAGUGAAGGAAUGUUUGUAUGUGUUGCCUGAGGUACUUUGCCCAGAAAAGUUAAAACAAUUUGAAAAUGUAGCUUUGGGUGCAAAUACCAUUGUCCGCAGACAUGGGUGAAAACAAUGUGACUCAACUAGCAAAAAAUGCGAGCAGGUUUCACCAUUUUUCAAUUGCAAUGGAUGAAUUGCUGUGACAGCUGUUUCACCUCUCAACUGCUUGUCUUCAUUAGAGCUGUGGAUGAAGACAUGAAUACAACUCAAGAGCUGGCAUGUAGGGACGGCACUGUUACCGGAGAUGAUGCAAUGAGUUGAAAAAAAUAUUUGCUGAUUAUAACUUGGACUGGAAUAACCUGUUGCCUGACUGUUGAUGGAGGAAAGAAUAUAAGUGGCAUAAAUAAAGGCUUGGUUGGAAAAGUGAAGCAGAUGUGUAAUGAGAACAAAAUUCUAUAACAAAUGUUCCUGCACUGUAUUAGUAUUAUUCACCAGCAAGCCUUGUGUGCUAAAUAUGUGGACAUUGUACUGAAUACUGUGGUGAAGAUGUUGAAUUUAAUUAGGUCACAUGGGCUCAACCAUAGACAGUUCAGAGACCUGUUGAAAGAUACAGACACAGAAUCGCAAGACUUACCAUAUUACACAGCAGUAAUAUGGCUAACUUGUGAGAAAGUUCUGAGCAAAGUAUUUAAGUUAAGAAAGGAAGUAGGUGACUUCCUGGAAAAUGAAGGCAAGCCAUUGCUGUCUGAUGAAGAGUGGGUAUGGAAAAUGGCCUUUGCUUCAGACAUAACUAAUCUGGAUUAUGGAAGUGUACACAUUGUAAUGAUGAAAUCAUUUAAAUUUUCUGAACCUAAAACUACAAUGAGAGGAAAAUCUAGUUUCUGAUCUAUACACCCACCUAAGGGCAUUCAGAUCCAAACUCGUAUUGUUUUGGAACAAGUACAGGGUAACAACUUGACACACUUUCAACAGUGAAAGGUCUUCAUGGCUGAAGCAACAGCGAAGUUCCUGUCAUUUGCAUGUGAGAUCAUUAAAGACCUUCAGCUGCAUUUUCAGCAGCGGUUUUCUGACUUUGACUCAAAGGCAAAAGAAGUGAGACUGUUUCAAAACCCAUUUGAAGCAGAUGUGGCCAGUUGCACAGAUGAACUGUAGCUGGAGGUUAUUGAGUUGAAAGCAAAGACCUCCUUAGGGACAAGUUCAAAGGAGGACUGGUGGGUUUUUACCCAAGGAAGACUUUCCUAAUGUCAAAAUUUCACCAUUCCACUAAUACAGGUGUUCACGUGUAGUGUAUCAAUGUGUUACUACAUAAUAACUGAAUAAAAUAAUAUUAAAUAAAUAAUUUUUAAAAAAUCCAUGUUCGAUUCUUUUUUAUUUGGACCUCAAGUGUGUAGUCGGCCCCCGAACUGCUGUUUGAUAGUUAAUGCUAUCCUCGGGCUGAAAAGUUUGGAGACCCCUGCUCUACAGGAACUGUGGAAUCCCUAGCAAACGUAACCAGCUCAUACUCAUGAGUUAACUCCAAAAGUAGAAUCAAAUUACAGGCAGAGUACUUGAGGGAGCUCCCCAUUAAUCAGGGCCUCAGACAAGGAGAUUCACUAUCACUUUAUACAGGUUGGCCCACGAAAAAGUAGCCCGCGUUACUAUAGUAUUACUGGCGGCCUUCCGUAAAGAAAGAAUGAACUUGAAAUGCCAAAAUCUUUACUCACUCUUUACUGCUUUGAAUUGCAUGAUGAAUAUUGUCUUUCAACUGCUGUAAAGUUCUUGGGUUAUUAGCGUACACUUUUCCCUUCAAAUUGCCCCACAGAUAAAAGUAACAAGUUGUUAGGGUCUGGCGAUCUCGGUGGUCACAAUCCUUUGGUGACAAUCUUGUUUUCUGUAAAUGCCUCCUGAAUUCGUGCCAAUGACACGUGUGACAAGUCUCCCCAUCCUGUUGGAAGAAGGUGUACUCGCGUUCUUCCAGCGUCAACUGCUGUAAAAUUCCUCAAGAAUUCUUAUGUACACGCCUCAGGUGUGCGAACGGGCGGGACCCGAUUCUUUUUGGCGUUUCCAACUGACCCUGUCAUACGCCACUUUUUCCACCAACUGCUGUAUUGCACACUUUGCUGGGGAGACCAGCGGCAGGAAACUUUGCAGCAAAAAUGUCCCGCGUUUCCUUAAUGGAACCCGUGAGAACGUACGCCUCCACUAUCGCGAUUUUGUUGUGGAAUGGGAUACAUGUCGCUCCGCUCGUACUCACGUUCGCACCUCUACUGUUCCUUCAACCCGGCAAUACUAUGUCUCUUUUGUCGCCGUUUCCCCAGACUAACAGGACCCGGGGGCAGGGAAGCGUGACGUAAGCCGCCAACGCGGCAUCCCCCAAUAAACUCUGUGGAAGGGAUGGGUUGACAAGGUGCUACGGGGAAGGAUUCGCUCGGCGCGCCACUCUGGCAGGAAGGCGGCUAUUUUUUCGUGGGCCACCCUGUAUAACAAACCAUUGCAGUACCUGGUAUACACGAGUUAUAUAGUGCUACUGGGAAGAAACAGCAAUGAUAUAAAUAAAGCAUUCAGGGAACUUGAGGAUGCUUCGGUCAAAGCUGAUCUGGAGGUAAAUGAAGCAAAGACAAAAUAUAUGAUGUCAAGACAUGCAUACUGAUGACAACAACCACCACACCUUUGAGAGAGUGACUAUUUUCAAAUAUCUAGGGGUGACUACAAUUGAGCACAAUAAAAUAAAGACGGAGGUGAAAGAAAGGAUAACAGCUGGCAACCGUUAUUUCAGCCAAAAAAGCUCCUAGGACGAAAAAACCUCGAGGGAAACAGAAGGCAAUAUGCACUACUAUAAGACUGGUUGUAACUUACGCAAGUGAGACUUGGUCCAGAAAAGCAGAGAACCUGCUCAAUGCAUGGGAGAGGAAAAUCCGCAGGAAAAUAUAUGGUGCGGUGAUGAUAAUAAUAAAGUUUAUUUGAAAAUCACGAGAUGGAUCCACGAUGUAAGAGGACUUAUGCCAGCUGGGGGUUCACACAUGGAGGUGGAAAGCCAUGGAUAGAUCCAAUGGAAAGAGGUGGUGGAGCAGGCCAGGGCCCUUCAAAGGCUGUAGUGCCACUGAUAAUGAAGUAACAUUGACUUAGGUGUCAAAUAAUAUAAAUAUAAGACUUACAAAUUGGUACUAUAUAUGUGUAUUUUCACAUUUUUAAUCUGGCAUCAAGUUUCCCAAUUAUAUAUUUUUAAAAAAUUAGUAGGUUGUAAAUGAACUGUUUAAGCCAGCCUGCGGGCUUAUUAGAAUUAUGAUGUACAUGAAAUAUAAAUUUAUUCAAAGUGUGGCAAGCAGAAAUAAUAAGAAAUUUUUUAAUGCAAAAUAUAGUGUGGAAUCUGUUCUCAAAGUAUCCUGUUUUUUAGGUAUGACUUCUUCUUGGUGUCUCAGUCAGUGAGGCAGGGAACUGUGAGUCCAACAAGCUACCAUGUCAUUUAUGACACUUCUGGCCUCCAGCCCGAUCAUAUGCAACGUCUAACCUACAAGAUGACUCAUUUAUAUUUUAACUGGCAGGUAAAAGUUUUCUUAAAAUUCAAUAUUCCCCACUAAGUCUGCCCUGAGAUCGCCAGUAGUCUGCUUUCUUAAAGUUUGCUGUUUGACAUUUUAGAAAACUCUUUUACAAACAUUUUUUAAUCAAUGAGCCAACAGUGUAUAAUUUGAAUACACAAUUCACAAAAAAAAAACUUGUUAUGAAAAGAUUAAUUUGUUUGUACUUUUCCCAUCACAAGUUAUUGGCUCUUUGAAUAGGUGAAUAAUGUUAAGACUGAUAUUCUGGCAAACAUUCGGAACUGCUCAUUGGGUAUUCAAAUAAUUUUUUUUGACAAUUUACUUUCACCAUAUCUAUUCUUAAAUGCAGGGUUAUUUUAUUUUCAAUAAAAAGUUUAUUUCUUUACAGGAAUGAUUAUUUAGUAGUUAAGCAUGCUGUAAAAGUGUAGGAACUAGCCUUUCACGGUCGUUGAUGUUAUUUUUUUUGUUAUUGGAGCUGUGAACUUAGUCGUUACUGGUACAACAUUCUUAUUGAUCAGUUUUAGCCAGCAGGAGAACACGGUCAAUAAACAAGUCAUAUAAUGAUCAAACUAUUCAUAGAUCCAUAUGCCAAGGAACUUUCUGGCCUUUCUGUUAAAAAUCUAUCUUAUCUCUAGCUUACAAAAAUGUACACAAGGUCUAAAGUCAAGUGUUUAAGCCCUCAUCCAGUCAUCAGUCAGACAUGGCUGAUUUCAACUCAGAAUAGCAGGACAAUAAAUACACUUUCUCAAAACCUAACAAAAAAUAGAAGUCAUGAGAUUAACAAAUCAUCUCAUCCCAUGUAAUCUGACCUUGACAUUCUAGCUAGAGAGUCAAGCUUACACUCAGUCCUAUUUUAACUCCCCACUUUUAUAAUCAAACCUUUUUGUAAAAGCGAUAAUGUGCACGGGGUGGGGGGGGGGGGGGGGGGAGGCUUGUUGUUUAGGGAGAUUUGAAUAUUAAAAUUUCUGGAUAAAAUUAAUUGCAAUUUGUAUUUUUUUAAUCUUAGGGUACCAUCAGAGUGCCUGCGCCUUGUCAGUAUGCCCACAAGUUGGCUUUUCUGCAAGGUCAAUCCCUUCACAGAGAAUUUUCUGGCUUUUUGGCUGACAAGCUCUUCUACCUAUAACUCAAAAUGUUAAAAAAUACAAGCAACCUUUAAAAUAGUUCAGCAAUUUAUUUUUGAAUAAUACCUUCAUAUAAAGUUUUUUCUGACAUAAAAUAACCAUUAAAAAGUGCAACAUAAUAGUUUGCUUACAUUGGAAUAAUCUUUGUAUUACACUACAGCAUCUCAACUUAAUUUUGACAAUUUAAAAUCAAACUUUGAUGGAUUUUAAAAUGUGUAAUCAUCAAUAUAUUGUAAUAUGCUUAUUUCGUGACAUGACAUAAACAAUUUUAUAGCAUCAUGCAAAAUUUCAAAUUGGUUGAUAUCUUAAAAGGUUAACAUUUAUUAUGUGAAUGAAAAUUUGUGAAUGAACACACAAUAAUUUUGUUUAUGAAGUAAAUAAAUUCUCUAAUUUUAAUGCCUCCCUGAAAUACUAGGAUAUCAUUUAGCUUCAACUUUUGACUCUUCUAAAUCUAAGCCUUCUUCUGGUUCUUCUAACGACUUAAUCAUUUGUUUUUGUGCCUUUGAUAUCCGCUUAGCACCCAUUGUAAUGAAAUAAUUGAAAGUAAACAGACCAAAGGAAAGCUGCAAAAAUCUUAGACGGUGCCUCCCAUACUUCAGAUCCAUCAAUGAAAAGAAGGGUUGCUAAGUCAACACCAAUGAGGACAGCUCUUAAACCAUUUUUGGGGGGUAAAUUCUGAUACAAAAUUCAUAUCUCAAGAACUGUUUAACCUAAAUUAAAAUAAUUACCCAAAAUUGUGCAGAAUUCAAUACACUUCAAUUUAUUAAUGGUUACUGCUAAAUUGAAAAUUGGCUUUUUCAAUUUUUCUCGCAUCUCCCCC
Molecule: messenger RNA, 33347 nt
Organism: Lymnaea stagnalis (great pond snail)
Lineage: Eukaryota; Metazoa; Mollusca; Gastropoda; Lymnaeidae
Source: the annotation of a GenBank genome assembly